Messenger RNA from Varanus komodoensis (Komodo dragon), 831 nucleotides. Its product is annotated as flavin-containing monooxygenase 5-like. Gene Ontology annotation, molecular function: flavin adenine dinucleotide binding; NADP binding; N,N-dimethylaniline monooxygenase activity. NCBI's taxonomy places the organism in Eukaryota, Metazoa, Chordata, Lepidosauria, Squamata, Varanidae. The transcript is spliced from 5 exons. The coding region runs from base 1 to 831 and encodes 276 amino acids. The record is from RefSeq and is a predicted model, not a curated record.
AUGGUUCGCAGAGUCGCGGUCGUGGGGGCGGGCAGCAGUGGCCUCACCGCCCUGAAGUGCUGCUUGGAGGAGGGCCUGGAGCCCACCUGCUUUGAGCGAGGUGAAGACAUUGGGGGGCUGUGGAGGUUCCAGGAGCAUGACAUCGAGGGCCAGGCCAGCAUUUACAAGUCACUGACCAUCAACACCUCGAAGGAGAUGAUGACCUACAGCGACUUCCCCAUCCCGGAGGACUUCCCCAACUACAUGCACCACAGCAAAGUCAUGGAGUACUUCCGGAUGUAUGUGAAGCGCUUCGACCUGCUCCGCCACAUUCGCUUCAAGGCCCGUGUCUGCCACAUCAGAAAAUGCCCGGAUUUUGCCGUCACCGGCCAGUGGAAGGUCACGACAGAAGUGCACGGGAAGCAGGAGUCGGCCACUUUUGACGCCGUCCUGGUCUGCACCGGCCACCACAUCGACCCUUAUUUUCCUCUGGACUUGUUUCCCGGCAUUGAGAAGUAUAAGGGGGAAAUUAUACACAGCCGGGAAUACAAGGAACCUGCCAAGUUCCAGAGCCGGCGCGUGCUUGUCAUCGGCUUGGGCAACUCUGGGGCCGACAUCGCGGUGGACCUCAGCCACGCCACGAAGCAGGUCUUCCUGAGCACCAGAACGGGCAGCUGGGUGGUGAACCGUGUUUCGGACGAUGGGUACCCUUUGGACGUGGUGCACUUCACGCGCUUCAGGAAUCUGCUGUACCACACGCUGCCCAAAGCGCUGGUCAAUUUCUGGGGAGAGAGUAAGCUGAACAUGAGAUUCAACCACGCGAACUAUGGUUUAAAGCCCCAGCACAGGUAA